AUGUCUGAUUUUGGUCGUAAAGAUAUCUCUGAAAAAGUUCAAUCUGCUGUUAAACCAGAUUCUGAAAAAUCUACUCCUGAACACUUGAAGGACAAGGUCACCGACAAGGCUGACAACGCUGCUGGUAAAGGUACUUCUGACAACAACAAGUCUUUUGUUCAACAAGCUGCCGACACUGUUUUCGCUAAAGCCAUUAGUGAAUACUCUUCUUUCCACGAAAUAACAAUGACUGCUUCUGAAAACCAAGCUGAACAAGCUUACCUCGACUUAUGCGAACGUAUCAUAAAAGAAGGUGAACAUCGUCCGGAUAGAACUGGUACAGGUACCAAAUCCUUGUUUGCACCUCCACAAUUAAGAUUUGAUUUAUCAAAUGAUACUUUCCCAUUAUUGACAACUAAGAAAGUGUUUUCCAAAGGUAUCAUUCAUGAGUUGUUGUGGUUUGUUCAAGGCUGCACCGACGCGAAGAAAUUGAGUGAAAAGGGAGUUAAGAUCUGGGAAGGUAAUGGAUCUCGUGAAUAUUUGGAUUCUAUAGGCUUAACUGAUCGCCGUGAAGGUGAUUUGGGUCCAGUUUAUGGGUUCCAGUGGAGACACUUUGGCGCUGAAUAUACUGAUUGUGAUGCAGACUACUCUGGUCGAGGUUAUGAUCAAUUACAAGAUAUCAUUAAAAAGUUGAAAACUAACCCAUACGAUCGUAGAAUUAUCAUGUCCGCUUGGAACCCACCGGAUUUCAAAAAAAUGGCAUUACCCCCAUGUCAUGUUUUCUGCCAAUUUUACGUUAACUUUCCCAGUAAAGAAGCUCCUGAUUCAAAUAAUAAUAAACAGCAAAAAUCCAGUGCAAAACCAAGAUUAUCUUGCUUGUUGUACCAAAGAUCUUGUGACAUGGGUUUGGGUGUACCUUUCAAUAUUGCUUCAUACGCUCUAUUAACCAAAAUGAUUGCUCAUGUGGUUGACAUGGAUUGUGGAGAGUUUAUUCAUACUAUGGGAGAUGCUCAUGUUUAUUUGGAUCACAUCGAAGCCUUAGAAACUCAAUUAGAAAGAACACCAAGAAACUUCCCCCGUUUAGUUAUCAAGGAUGAAAGAAAAGACGAAAUUAAAAAUAUCGAUGACUUCAAGUUUGAAGAUUUCCAAAUCGUCGGAUACGAACCUGACGCUCCAAUCAAAAUGAAAAUGAGUGUUUGA
Molecule: messenger RNA, 1179 nt
Organism: Hyphopichia burtonii NRRL Y-1933
Lineage: Eukaryota; Fungi; Ascomycota; Pichiomycetes; Serinales; Debaryomycetaceae
Gene: CDC21
Product: thymidylate synthase
Exons: 2
Coding region: 1-1179 (392 amino acids)
Biological process (GO): dTMP biosynthetic process
Cellular component (GO): mitochondrion; cytosol
Molecular function (GO): thymidylate synthase activity
Source: RefSeq, a predicted model, not a curated record